CGGAAACUAAUCAGCGAUUUUGUCAUAAUAAUUAUUACGAGUCUCGUCUCUAUGUUCUUAUGGUCUUACCAGUUACCACCUUUUCUGAGCUACUUUCAAUGGGAGCUCGAAAUUUCCAGAACAUAUGCCGAAUAAAGCACUAAACGCAACCCGUGACGAACCCAUCCACGUGCAGACAAACCACACUCCCCUUUACGCAUCUCGAGAAACUUCUAUUUCAGAAAUUUGAAAGAGGGCAGUAGAAAUUGGACGAAUCCAGAAAUGAGAAAUCACUACAUUUAGGUUAACAAGUUCAAUUUUCGUGCUGAAGAGGGAUGGCGACAUUGGCGGACAUUGGAGUAUCGGCGUUCAUAAACACGGUGACGGCCAUAGCUUUCCUGCUUGCCUUUGCUCUGUUAAGGAUUCAGCCCAUCAAUGACAGGGUUUACUUCCCGAAGUGGUACAUUCUCAAAAAGCGGAGUGAGGAGGACCCCGGCGGCGAAGGUCACAAUUUCGUCAGAAAAUUCAUCAACCUCAAUCUCAGGACGUACCUGACUUUCCUCAACUGGAUGCCUCAGGCUCUGAAGAUGAAUGAGUCCGAUCUUAUAGGUCAUGCUGGUCUUGACUCUGCGGUCUUCUUGAGGAUUUAUACACUUGGUUUAAAGAUAUUUGGACCAACAGCCAUUGUAGCUCUCUUGGUUCUUAUUCCAGUUAAUACUUCAGAUGGAACUCUAUUCUUUCUCCGUAAGGACCUGGUCGUUAGUGAGAUUGACAAUUUGUCCAUAUCCAACAUUAGGCCCAAAUCGAUGAAAUUUUUUGUGCACAUAGCAAUGGAGUAUUUGUUCACAUUUUGGACCUGUUAUAUGCUGUACAAAGAAUAUGGCAGAGUGGCGUCAAUGAGAUUUAAUUUUCUGGCUUCUCAGGGCAGGCGAGUUGAACAGUUCACUGUACUAGUCAGAAAUAUACCACAUCAAGCUGGCCACUCGAUAUCAGAUAGAGUCGAGUCGUAUUUUAAAAAGACCAACCCGGAUCACUAUCUUUGCCACCAGGCUGUCUAUGAUGCGGGCAAAUUUGCCAAACUUGUCAGAAAACGAAAUAGGCUUAAGAAUUGGCUGGACUACUACCAGAUCAAGUUUGAAAGAAAUCCAGACAGGAGGCCAACCACUAAGAUAGGUUUCCUUGGACUAUUCGGUGCAAAGGUUGAUGCAAUUGACUACUAUAAUAAUCAAGUUAGAACGCUGGACAAAAGAUUGACAUUGAUGCGUGACAAGAUUUUGAAAGACCCAAAAUCCGUCACACCAGCUGCAUUUGUAUCAUUCAAUUCAACAUGGGCGGCUGCGGUUAGUGCUCAAACACCACAAAGCAAGAACCCCACAAUGUGGUUAACAAAUUGGGCCCCUGAACCUCGGGAUGUAUAUUGGAAGAAUCUUUCACUGUCAUUUCUUUCUCUAAGUCUACGGAGACUGAUAAUACCCAUAUCACUAUUUGCCUUGGUCUUCUUUUACAUGAUACCUAUAGCUUUUGUGCAAUCGUUGGCAAACUUGGAAGGUUUAGAAAAGGUUGCACCUUUCCUUAGGCCAUUAAUUGAAUGGAAGGCAAUCAAAUCUUUUCUACAGGGCUUCCUUCCUGGUCUAGCUCUUAAAGUCUUCUUGCUUGUUCUUCCAAAAAUUCUUAUGAUGAUGUCAAAAGUUGAGGGACACGUGGCAGUAUCUGUGCUUGAAAGGAGGACUGCAGCAAAGUAUUAUUAUUUUAUGUUGGUCAAUGUAUUUCUUGGGAGUAUUGUGACAGGAACGGCUUUCCAGCAACUCCAUGCUUUUCUACACCAAUCUGCCACACAAAUACCAAGAAACAUUGGAGUAUCAAUACCCAUGAAAGCUACCUUCUUUAUAACGUAUAUAAUGGUUGAUGGGUGGGCUGGGAUUGCCAGCGAGAUUCUCAGGUUGAAACCAUUGGUCAUUUUUCAUCUCAAGAACAUAUUCAUAGUGAAGACUGAACGGGAUAGAGAAAAGGCAAUGAACCCCGGGAGUGUAAAUUUGCACGAAACUCUCCCGACUCUUCAACUAUACUUUCUUCUGGGCAGUGUUUAUGCUGCAGUUACCCCAAUUCUUCUUCCUUUCAUACUAGUCUUCUUUGCCUUCGCAUACCUUGUAUACCGUCACCAGGUUAUCAAUGUGUACGAUCAGAAAUAUGAGAGUGCUGGUGCAUUUUGGCCAUUCGUUCAUGGUCGCAUAAUCGCAAGCUUAGUGAUAUCUCAACUUCUUUUGAUGGGUUUACUUAGUACAAAAAAAGCUGCCAAGUCAACUCCCUUGCUUUUUCUGUUGCCCAUUCUGACAUUAGCGUUUCACAAGUAUUGUAAGAACCGAUUUGAACCUGCCUUCAGAAAAUAUCCUCUUGAGGAAGCAAUUGAUAGGGAUGCACAAGAUCAUGUGUCUGAAUCUGAUACUGAAUUUAAAGCACAGCUGGCUGAUGCAUAUCUGCAUCCAAUUUUUCACUCAUUCACGGAAGUUGAUUUGGCCGAGGUUAACGAAAAAAUUAUCCGGAGUCCAUUUGAUGAGCACCUACAUCCCCACUCUCAAGCUCAUCAUUUCAAAGGUGGUCCAUUGCCGCUUUAAGAAGCUAUCACACAAUGUCCAAUGCCAUGAAGCUCAGACACAUAGUGAUGACGUUGUAUAUAAUGAGCAAUCUCAAAACGUCUAUCAUUGCGAUAUCGAACCAAACCAAUGUGGUAUACCCGUAAUUAUCUUGAUAUAGUUGAGGUUCUUUGCGGCGAGGGCGGUGGUGUGGUGUGGGGGUCGUAUGCAUCUGUGGUGUUAUAAGGAGUCAAUGUAAGUAGGGAAGUUGAAAAGUUUGGUUAAGAAGUGAUGGGCGUCCCAUUCUUGGGUUAACAUAUCGGUUCACAAAUUAGUUAUAGUUUUUUAUGGGUAUGUUUCCUGCCUUUGUUCUAAAUUUGUUAGGUGUUAGCUGGGUGCUCAAGUACUGUCUAGCCUACCUAAUAACAUAUGGUUACCUUGGUCUCAAUCCGGUUCUAGUUUAGUUCCAGACUGGCCGGUUCUGCAUGCAUAAAUGUAGUUGAUACCCAUGACUACACCUGGCUUUACCUAGUUUUGGACCGAUUUCGGGACUUUAGCCUGUUUUCGGGGGGGGGGGGGGGGGGGGGGGGGGGGGGGGGGGCUAGUCCAGUUUAGUCCUACUUAGAGGAGCUAGAACCAAGUUGGACUGGUGCUGGGUAUUAGUUUCUGUUGAGAACUGAAAUAUGGGCAAUGGGCCCGGACUUUUACCUCCAGAACCGGAGCUGGGCUACUUUGUUGUGGAUGAAUAGAUGUUAUACAACUCAUUUAUAUUGAUAUUUGAUAGUACCAAUAUUUGAUUUAUAUUAACUCAUGAUGAUUAUCCUACUUUCCUACAAGUGUUAUUGUACGGCGCUUCUCAAAUUUGAAUUUGGGCAACAACUGUC
Cuscuta epithymum is the source of this 3433-nucleotide messenger RNA. The record is from the annotation of a GenBank genome assembly. NCBI's taxonomy places the organism in Eukaryota, Viridiplantae, Streptophyta, Magnoliopsida, Solanales, Convolvulaceae.